AUGGCAGAGCAUGCCCCCAGAACGGCGCCCUUCUACGCCAUCCCUAAUCGACGCAUCGUCAGUGUGGAGCAUCCUGCCAUUGUCCAAAAUGUGGACAAAGCCAUUGAGACACUGCAGGGGAACCAGGGCAUUUACCAAAUCCUCAACCCACUUAAAUCCGACACUCCAGCCAACCUGCGCCUCCGACCAGAGGACCCCUUUUCACGCCCCGUGCAGUCCAUCAGCACACCGUCCAACAAUGUGCUGCUCAAGGUGACAGUUCCCAAGCGCACAGGUCGCAGGCGCAAGCGCGGCUCCAACGAGCCCUUCACGGCACCCGCCGUCGGGACAACGUCGCAGCGUCCCUGCGCAAAGGAGCUCCUCCGCACCCUGCGCGACAACGUCGGGCAGUACCAGGUCGAGGCGGUGGGCAGUGUCACCCGGACGCACGUCUUUCGCGCCAUGCCGGACUUUGCCUUUUCGCUGAGCUCGAGCCCGUUUGCGCAGCGCUUCCGCGAGCAGAUCCUCUCUUUUGACCAAACAGUGGACAAAAUGAAACAAUUCGACCUCGACAUGUCUAAAGGCACUACAACCAACGCCGAUAUCAUCCCGCCGCCCUUCUUCAGCGAUGGUGACAUCCCCUUCAGCUACAUGUACCGCCAAAACCCCACCGUCAAGCAAUCCAUCGACACCACAGGCAAAGUCACCACGAUCAACACGCAGCAAGCUGUGCGCAUCCGCACGUACCUGGUGCCGUACGACAUAUCCCAAGUCCCAACCCACCCCCGCGAGAACUGCCCACCCCUCGCAGAGCAGGAACAAACCGUCAAAGACACCGUGGCGACCAUCGAGGCGCUGUUCACCCAACGGCCGGCCUGGACACGCCGGGCGCUGCGCAACGCCCUCCCCACGCUCGAACAGCGCUACGCACUGCGCAUGGCCAUUCCCUACGUGGGCUACAUCUUCCGCUCGGGGCCCUGGCGCGACGCCAUCGUCAAGUUCGGGCACGACCCGCGCGUCGACCCAGCCUACCGCGUCUUCCAGACCGUCAUGUUCCGCGGCAACCGCGUCGACUUUGAUUCGGUCGGCCGCCGCGCCCGCCGCAACCAGCGCCCCGCCGCGUCCCCCGACGCCGCCGACGACCGCGAGCCCGCCGUCCUCGAUCCCUCCGCCACCCUCACCACGGACUCGCACAUUUUCACCGGCCAGCCGCCGUUGCCGCGCGACGGCCGCAUGUGGAUGUUCUGCGACAUCGCCGACCCGCUGCUGCAGAGCAUUGUGCGGCUGGACGCGGCUGCGCCGCCGCCGGGCUUCCUGCGGGAGACGUGCGAUACCGUCUCGGACGGGUGGUUCGGCAGCGGCACACUGGCCAAGCUGAAGACGAUCAUGCGGCACAAGAUCCUAGCGAACGAGGACGGCCGCGUGCCGGACGAUGCGGACUUUGUGCGCCUGCUGGACCUGCCGGACCAUGCGGACCCGGAGAACUUCCUGGCUGAGUUCUCGCUCGAUCCGGCCGUCGCGACGUCGCAGGAGUUGAUGCUGGCCACGGAGGUCCGGUCGGUGAUCAAAGGGACGGCGUCGUGGCGGGAGAAGAACGCCGCGGCGGCGGGGGAGAAGUCGGCGAAGGGGAAGGAGAGGCGCGUGCAGUGGGAGGAUGAGGGGGCCGACGAGGGAGAGGGCGAGGGCGAGGAGAGCGAGGGCGAAGAAGAGGAGCUGGAACAGGAGGAGAUCCUGGAGGCGGCUGUCGAUGCGAUGGAGGCUGCGGAGGAGUCUACGGCGGAGUAG
This is a messenger RNA of Aspergillus terreus NIH2624, 1764 nucleotides long. Its product is annotated as transcription factor TFIIIC subunit TFC1. Gene Ontology annotation, cellular component: transcription factor TFIIIC complex. Gene Ontology annotation, biological process: transcription initiation at RNA polymerase III promoter. The coding region runs from base 1 to 1764 and encodes 587 amino acids. The transcript is spliced from 3 exons. NCBI's taxonomy places the organism in Eukaryota, Fungi, Ascomycota, Eurotiomycetes, Eurotiales, Aspergillaceae. The record is from RefSeq and is a predicted model, not a curated record.